Molecule: messenger RNA, 5333 nt
Organism: Insectozyma verbasci
Lineage: Eukaryota; Fungi; Ascomycota; Pichiomycetes; Serinales; Debaryomycetaceae
Source: the annotation of a GenBank genome assembly
AUGACUCUUAAUUGGUCAUCGGAUAUAUUUCAGACAAUAUAUGAUCGAAUAAAAAUUAAUACAGAUAUAGAUACUAUAGAUUUUUCAAUUAUAAAAGAUGAUCUUGUAAAUAUUUUAAUUUCACCACUCCCAUCUUCGGGUUCUAAUCAAUUGAAAGAAACAGUUAAAUUUUCAAAUGGAGAUGAAGUUAAAUUAAACCAACCGUUUAUUGAAUUAGCCACUAUAUUAUCUACAGAAUUAAAUUUAGAAGAAUUAGCAUGUGCUGAAUUGAUUUAUUAUAGUAAUGGAAUUAGUUAUAAUAAAGGUACUUCAUUAGUUGAUUCAGCUAGAUUGAAUUACUAUUCCAGGUUUGAAUACAUUUUAAAUAUUUUAGGGUAUUUGAUUACGGAAAAUAGGUUAGAUUUAAUUACAAGUGAUUAUAAAGUCAUAUUUGAUAAUAUUUUGAAAAGUUUUGAAAAAAUUUAUAAAUUAUUGGAUUUACUUAAUGAUUGGAUAGACAAGCAGAAGAUCACAAGUGAUAUAAAUAAUCUAUCAUUUAUAAAUUAUAUAAAUUAUGCAAAAUCACAAUUAUUUAAAGGUCAUGAAUUACUUGGUGCCAUACUAUACAACUUCACUAAAAAUUAUAAGCAAGUUAUAACUUUAACUGAGUAUAAAAAAGUAUUGGAACUUAUUGAGAAGAACAUAAAUGGAGAUGAAGAUAUUUUGAUCAUCCAUUUCAUACCUUUCGGAAUGGAAGUUAUUCAAUUUACUAACCAAAAGGAAUUUUACAAUUACAUUAUAAAUAAAAUCAACAUAGAUAAAAAUAAAAUCACCGAUUCAACUACUGAUGUUGAUUUAUCAUUAUUAAAAAUAUCAGGAUAUGAAAUAUUAAUUAGUUUUGUAUUUUUAACUCAAUUUAUAGCAUGGUGUAAAGAACAAAAUUCAACAGAUAUAGAUUUCAGAUCAGAAAUUUUAACAUAUCUUGAACUUUUAAUUAGUUUUGGUGUGUUGGAAAGAUUACUAUGUUAUUGUGCCGAAACUACAUCGGAUCAAACCACAUUUAUUUAUGAUUUUAGAAGUUUAUUGCAAAGAAAUAUCCCCAAAUUGAAACCUGUCAAAUUUGUAUAUCCUAAUUCACAAGAUUUGGUAAAUUUAAACCUACCUAACGUUUCCAAGUUAGUUGAUGCGUCUUCAUUAAAAUUAAAUCCCGAAUUGAAUGAAAAUUUAAUAGCACCAUUUUUUCAAAAAUUUUUCAAUAAUUUUACAAUUAAUUGUGCUUAUGUAUUAACUUCAUUAAGAGAUUCAGAAGAAGAUUUUGUAUUAAGUUCAGAAAAUGAUCUAGAUGAAAUUUCACAACGUGGAGAUUUAGAAAGAUAUUAUCUUGCAUUUGCAUAUACGUUUUACAACAGACCUAAAUUAUGUAAUUUAUUUUGGAAUGAUGAAGACGGGGAAGUGGAAGGUGAUAUUUUAGGAUUUAUACUUUGGGGACUUUCAAAUAAUACAGCACCAUUAAUUACUGCUACUUUUUGUUUAUUAUUAAGUUGUUUGACAAUGAAUAAAUCAACUCAAAUUUAUGAAAUUUUAAUGAAUAAUAAUCAUCAUGGAUUAACAAUUAGAGGAAAAUCUGAUUAUUCUAAAAUUUCAAUUGACUCUUUAUUUGAUUCAUUAAAUUAUUAUAUUGAUUCAAUUGUUGAAAAUUUUGAAAAUGAUUUAAAUUCACAAAUUAAGAAUCAACAAUUACAACAAAAAAGAAAUUUCAAUUACUAUGAAGAGAAUGAAAAUAAUGGGAAUAUAAAUGAAAAGAUAGUUAUUGAAUUAGCUGAAGAUUCAAUUAUUUUCAUCUGUGGUUUUUUUAAUUUAAUUUCUUCAAUUUUGAAAUAUUCAAAUUUUGAUAUAAAAUUUAAAAUAUUCAACCGAUUUUCACCAAUAAUAAAAAACUUUUUGAAAUUUGAUAAUUUAAUACAGGGAAGUGGUCAAGUUGAUUUAAAUAAGGGAAUUAGUGGAUCAUCUUCCAAGUUUGUAGAUAUUCCUAAUAUUAUAAUCAGUAAUGAAUCAAGAAAUGUGUUGGUUAAUUUAAUUUUGAAUUAUUUGAAUGAUGUGGUGUAUAAUUCUACCACCCAAGAUGACUUGAUUUUGAGAUAUGAAGUUUGGAAAUUAUUAGAUUGUUGGAUAUAUUUCGGUUUCAAAGAUGUUAAAUAUAAAAUCAAGACUAUAAACAAACCAUUCCAAAAGAAUUUAAUUGAAAUCAAUCAGAUAUUAAAUUUCACAAAAUUAAUCAACUCAUUAUUAAAGAUUAACACAAUUGAUGUUCUACAUUUACAGUUCCCUUGUGAUUUAGGAAUGGAUUAUCGGAAUUUUAUCGGAAUUUGGCAAUAUAUUGAAUUUAUAAUGAUUGAAGUAUUUGCAAACUCAAAUGAAUUAAAGAAUGAAGAUGAGAAAAUCAUAUUACAAAAUGACAUUUUAGAAAUUUUACAAAAUAAUUUAUCUGAAAUCGAUUGGAAUUUUAUUGAAAUAUCUCCAAGACUAGUUAGAGCCUCAAAUUUCAAAUUUGAUUCAUUGAUACCUAAUGUUCAACUCAGUUUUGAAAAUUUUGUUAAAUUACAUCCCUCAGUAUCAAUUAUGAAUUACUUAUUUGAGAAUAAGGCAUUUAGAUCAUUAUUUCAGAUCAUUAAUAAUGAGCAAAAUGAACAUAGUUUAAUUUCAAAAUCAUUAAACGUGGUCAAUUUAUUACUUGAGAAUCAAAAUGUGUACAUAAAUAAACUAUUACCAAUACUUAAAAACAAGCAACAAACAACAACAACAACAACAACAACAACAACAACACAACAACAACAAUCAGCAACAGCAUCUGCAUUAAUUACAACUACUUAUAAUUCACUUUUUAAUUUCAUUUACAUACCCAAGAAUGUGGGAACUCAUGGAGUUUCUAAUUUUUUUGAAAUUUUGUUGUUUAAUUUACCUACAGUUGUUCAUUUUGCAUUAUAUAUAAAUUAUCCAAAUUAUAUAUCAGAAGACUCGAUAAAGAUUUUGAAUAAAUUAAGCCAAUCUAAAUUUUUCCAACGUAAAAUUCAAUAUGAUAAGUUAUUAAAUAAGGACAGAUUAUUAACUACAUUCGAAAAUAUAGAUGAGUCACAAAAAGUGAAAUUUUCAUUCAUUGAUAAAUUUGAGGAAUUUGAAGAGGAGAAUAUUAUGAAGUAUUUCAUAUUGAAAUUUUUAAUUAAUAAUUUGGAUUCUAAUAUAAUUACUGUUUCCCAUUUUUUGUUAGGAUAUCAGAUUAGAGGAGAUAAAUUAGAUUUAAACAUAAAUACAAAUGAGAAUUUAUUAUUGAAAAACUUGCUUAAUUAUUUGGUCGCUGAUGAGGUGGAUAUUAAAUUAUCAUCACUUAUAAUGGAAUUAAUUAUCAAAUUGGCACAAGAUCCAAUCUCAUCAUUUGUGACCUUACAUGAGUUACGUAAAUUUGAACUAUUUGAAAAAUUAUUGACUAAGAGAACAAAUGUAAUUUUUGAAUUUGAUGGAAAUUUACAAAUGGGAUAUGAUAAUCAAUUUCUAUCACAUGAAUCAAUUGAAUUAUUUUUUAACUUUAUACAAUUUGGAAAACUCACCUUACAGUAUUUAUCUCUUGAAUUUCAUAGUUCAAUUUCAAAAACUAAACGAAAACAUUACAUUGAUUUACUCAUACAUGAUGAGAAAGCAUUUUUGAAUAAACAACCAAAGAUAUUACAAUUCCUAGACAUUUUAAACUAUCAAUUCCAAAAUUUUGAGAUUCAAAAAUAUGAGUAUUUGAAUAAUGAAUAUUAUGUGGAGAAUAUUUUGAAUAAUUUACAAUUUGAGAAAAACCUUAAACCAAACUAUGAUUUCAAAUUUAAAUUGUUAUCCGAGAUUCAUAAUGAUAAUCUUGAUGAAUUCAUUAUGAAGUAUUUAGUAGUUGAAGACUUAAACAAGUUACAGUUGGAUUAUUUACAUUCCUGGUGUCAAUUAAUUGAAAUUAUAAUUGAUGAAGAGACAACACUACCAAUUUUAGAAAUCCUCCAAGUUAUAAUACCUAAAAUUAAUGAUUAUUACCAAUAUAAUAUACUUUUCUCAGAGGAAUUAAUCAGUUUAUCAAUGUUAUUAUUUGAUUAUUACAAGGGUGAACUAUCUAAAUUAUCACAAUUAUUUCAAACUUGUGUUUCUGGAGUCACGAAUUCAAAUUCGACACCGAAUUCAAGAAGUUAUAUUUUUGUCCUACUUAAUAAAUUCAUACUUAGACAAUAUAGUUUUAAUUUUGAGAUAGAAGGUAAGUUUAUUAAUAUCCUAUCUAAUGAUUCAAUAUACUCAGAAGGAUCAUCUCGUAUCACGUCAAUAUUAUUACUUGAGUCAUUGAUAGAUAAAGAUUCAGACAUACUUGAUCAACUUAUUAAAAAUAAUUCAUUAUUAUUAUUAUCGAGAUCAUUGAAACGUACAAACGAGAUCAUGAACAAUAAUGGAAUAUCAUUAAAUUAUUUAAUUUUCGAAUUGACGGCAUUCAAAAUCAUAAUUUACUUAUUCAUUAAAAUAUCAAAAAUUAAAGUUGGUUGUUUGAACUUAAUUCAAAAUGACGAAAUAUUUAAAAUUAUAACAGAUUGUAUAUUUUUAAAAAUUGAUCCCGAUAUUGGAAUUGAAAUCAACCUAACUGAUGAGAAAGUUAGAAUUGGAACAAAGUCAAAGGAUGCAAAUCAUUAUAUUACAAUCUAUGAGUUUUUGAUACCUAUUUUCCAAUUAAUUAGUACGAUUUUAAUAUCUAUGGGUCCAAAAUAUAGACCAAGUAUAGUACAAACUACUGAAAUUAUGAAGGAUAAAAAGAUAUUAAUUACGGAAUUAGUUAAAAAGAGUAUAUUGGAAAAAAACGAGGAUAAGGAAUUAAUGAAAUUGGUUGAUUUGUUUACUUUGAUUAAUUCACUUAUAGAAUAAAUGGAAUAAAAUGGAUAUUUGAGUUAGAUUAUUUGUAAAAUACCUCUUAACAAAAGCCACCUAAUUUUUAUCAAUAUUUAUGGUAGCGUAUAUUUUCAAAUUUUUUCUUCAAUAAUUUAUUGUUAGUUAUGUCUGAAGAAGAAGUCAGUGAUUCAAAUACUAAUCCUUCUAAUUUUUUGAGUGGGAUUAUUGGAUCUAGCGUUGUUGUUAAAUUACAUAAUGGUAUUAAAUACAAGGGUAAUUUGUCUACUAUUGAUGGAUAUAUGAAUAUUGUACUUGAUCAAUGUAAUGAAAUUAUAAAUUCAAAAAUUACAAGAGAAUAUAAAGAUGUUUUCAUUAGAGGUAAUAAUGGUAUGUAAGAUGAAAUAUUAGAUGUAAGAGAAUAUGGACUAACUGAACUAGUGUUAUAUAUAAGUGAAGCUUAA